AUGAAUUUAUCGAAUGAAGAUCGGGAUAGCGAACACAGCGAGGACGAUACGACUACAUUUGAAGUUGAUCAUACCGAUUAUUUUACCACUACUCAGUUGUUUGACUCGAAGGAUGAGGUAGUGGUUUGGGUGAGAUGGGGGGUCAGAGUAAUAUACGGGAAGCAUAAUCAUGUUCCGAUAUACAAGUCCGGGCAUGGGAUGAGUGCAUUGUCUCAGGAGGAGGCGAAGAUCAUUAGUGAUCUGUCACAAAGUCAUGUGCCGCCCAAGAAGAUUUUGGCUAACUUGAGACAAAAUGGUUUGGGUCUCGAUGCUUAUUCGAAACAAAUAUACAAUGAGAAGGCGAAAUUGAAAAGACUAUCUAGGGGUGACCGUACAGUGAUGCAACAUUUGAUUGGGUUGCUUGAGGAGCAUAACUAUUACAAGUGGUUCCGUACUGAUGAAACAACACAUGCAGUUACUGAUUUGAUGUGGGCUCACCCUCAAUCUGUCGAAUUGUUAAGUAAGUUUCCGUACGUAUUACUACUUGACAGUACUUACAAAACCAAUCAGUACAAAUUGCCUUUGUUGGAGAUUGUUGGUGUUACUCCUGUCGGGAAAAAUUUUACUGUAGCAGUCGCAUUUUUGCGCCAUGAAAAUGAAGACCAUUACACAUGGGUGUUGCAAAAGCUGAAGAGACUUUUCCCCCCUCAGACUCUACCUAGUGCCAUUGUGACGGAUCGAGAGUUAGGGCUCAUAAAGGCGCUAGAGAAUGUAUUUCCGACCGUACCUCAUAUCUUAUGUCUUUGGCACAUUAACAUGAAUGUGGGGCGUCGUGCUUCAAGAUGUCUCGGCAAUAGUAGGCGUCGCGGCACGGCUUUUGUAGUUGGUACGUGGCAAACCUUGGUAAAAUCAGUGUCUGAAGAAGAUUUCGCCAUGAAUUACACAGCUUUGUUGGACGAGUACGCGAAUUAUCCAGAUUUGAUUGAGUAUCUCCAAUACACUUGGCUCGUAUACAAAGAGAAAUUUGUAAAAGCAUGGACGGAUCUAAUUUUCCAUUUGGGUAAUACAUCGACAAGCAGGGUGGAGAGCAACCAUAGAGCAUUGAAGAGAUGGUUGGAAUCGUCGACGGGUGGCUUCGACACAUUUUGGGCACAGUAUCACUCAAUGAUGAAAGAUCAAUUUAACGGGAUACUAGCCGAUUUUGCAAAAUCAAAGAGGAUUCGGGCCCAUACGAUCAACGUGCCCGUAUUUAAAAUAUUGUCCAGUGGAAUUGUAACACAUAAUGCUCUGCAGAUGUUGGACGAUGAGAAGGAUGAAGACAUAGACGGUUGCGUCUGUUAUAUGAGGAAAUGUCUUGGACUCCCAUGCAGACAUGAAAUUCGUGCAAAGAUGAAUGCACGACGUGGUGUGUUUUAUGCAGAGGAUGUCCACAUUUUUUGGAGGACAUUUAUUUCGGGAUUCGGGGAUUCCCUAGAUGAAAGUGUUGGUUCUGUUCCCGACCACAGGUCACAGGCUAUUGGCAGGCUAGAAGGGUUAAUGAAUGAUUUGCGUGAUCGGUCAGAAAUUGAGAUCACGGACGUGACAGAUGUCAUUUUCGAACGAAUGCAUCCCGGGGCUAUGGAAAUGAAUGAGCCACCAGUACUAGCCUGCCCGAGAGGUAGACCGCGGACGAACUCUACACAGAGGGAUUGGUCAGGGCAUGAGUUUCCAUUAUUUCCGGGAGAAGGUGAAGAGUCUGGACGAGGACGAGGACGAGGACGAACACGAGGCAACAGAGGGCGUGGUUCAUCUUCUGAGAGAUCUAGCCGUGGUCGUGCUCGUUCAUCGACCGUGAGUGGACCCGCAAUAGGUCAAAUUCCCCGACCCCCUUGGAUGCGACACCUUCAUUUCUGCCUUGUUCCGGAGGUUGUGACGUGGACGGACGUUCAAGGGGAUGGUAAUUGUGGUUAUCGAAGCGUCGCGUGUGCAGUGAAGAACCACGAGAAUGAUUGGAUGGAUGUUAGAAUGGAUGUUUAUAACUGUAUUAAAACACACGAAGAGUUCCUCCCAAAUGUCGUAGGCAAUGUGUGCUCCAAAACUUGGAAUCAAGAGGCGGAGUCGGAGUCCGAACAUCCUCGUAAUCGUCAUCGGAUGGAAAAUCCGGCACCGGAAACUGAUACUUCUGCUGAAAGCGUAGUUGUGGAUCGUACUCGUACUCCUGCGGCUGCAUAUAUGCAUCCAUGGGUGCAUCCAUCUCCUGAUCGGCCUCUGUCUCUGUCUCCUCCUGAAUCAUCGUACGUGGGGGUACAAAAGCACCAGUGCGUUCCCCACGACGUUUAG
Messenger RNA from Erythranthe guttata (spotted monkey flower), 2298 nucleotides. The record is from RefSeq and is a predicted model, not a curated record. NCBI's taxonomy places the organism in Eukaryota, Viridiplantae, Streptophyta, Magnoliopsida, Lamiales, Phrymaceae.